AUGGCUGUUAGAUGUUCUGCUUGUGGUCAGUGGAUCAAGACGACCGGUGGAGCCCAUAAUUGCCCUGGCAGUAGCAAGGCUAAAGAAGAGGAGCAUGUUAUUCUCAACAUCAAUAGCAAGGACAACGAGCAUCAUCGCGAGGGUGACAGCAACUACCAAUACGAUGUUCUUCUGCUCCAUUAUGUUGCAUCCAUCUCAGCCACUUAG
This is a messenger RNA of Penicillium argentinense, 207 nucleotides long. RefSeq lists its product as uncharacterized. The record is from RefSeq and is a predicted model, not a curated record. The coding region runs from base 1 to 207 and encodes 68 amino acids. The transcript has a single exon. NCBI's taxonomy places the organism in Eukaryota, Fungi, Ascomycota, Eurotiomycetes, Eurotiales, Aspergillaceae.